Molecule: messenger RNA, 333 nt
Organism: Dictyostelium discoideum AX4
Lineage: Eukaryota; Evosea; Eumycetozoa; Dictyosteliales; Dictyosteliaceae
Exons: 2
Coding region: 1-333 (110 amino acids)
Source: RefSeq, a predicted model, not a curated record
AUGAACAGAGGAUUUGUAACUGGUGUUAGAAUUGCAACCAAAUGUGCAAAUAAAUCAUCCAACUGUGGAUUCAAAGCAGCAUCAUCAAAUAAUAUAUAUAAUAGUUUUAAAGCAACCUGUACAUUAAAUAAUAAUAAUAACAAUUCUAAUAUACCAUCCUCAUCAUCAUCAUCACCAUCAUUUGCUUCAUUUUUUUCUUCUACAUCCACAUCAGCAACUUUAAAUGGUUCAUCAAAUAAUAAAACAGUAGUUCCAAAAAGUUUAGAAAAUAUUUCAAGUGCAUCCCAAUUCAAUUUUAGCACUUUCUUUAUCAUUUCAGAUGGUAUUUAUUAA